GCUGUUGUAGAGCGUUCGAAGCCGCUGUGGAGUUGGUUCUGUACUGUGGGCCGUAGUUGCAAUUGUUAAAAGUUUCUGGUUUCCGUGUGCAGGCUUAGUGGCACCACAUUUCGACAUAAAGGAGGAUAUUUCGCUACAUUGCUGUUGUCGGCGGAAAGGACAGAAGAUAUUAUGUAUUCCCAAGCCCCACCUCAGCCGCCCAAAGCUGAUGUCGGAUACUUACAGGGUCUUUUCAGGAAUGUCGACAAAGAUAGAAGUGGAAGUAUAAGUGCAACGGAACUCCAGAGUGCCCUGUCAAAUGGAACUUGGAAGCCGUUCAACCCAGAAACAGUGCGAAUGAUGAUAGACAUGUUUCGUUCACCAGGCAUGUUUGACCGCAGCCGAACUGGUACAGUCAACUUCGACGAAUUUGUUUCUCUCUGGAAUUACAUUACCAACUGGCUCAACUGCUUCCAGAGCUUUGACAAAGACCGUUCUGGCUCCAUAGACCAGGGUGAACUCGCUCAGGCUCUCACCGGCUUUGGGUAUCGUCUCAGUGAGCCAAUCAUGAGUAUGCUGCUUGUUAAGUUUGACAGGGAUGGAAAAGGCUCGAUCAACUUUGAUGACUUCAUUCAGUGCUGUGUGACUUUACAGACUUUGACAGCGGCCUUCCGGCAUUACGACACCGACCAAGAUGGGUGGAUCACCAUCGGUUAUGAAGAUUUCCUCAAGCUUGUAUUCAGCCUGCGGAUGUGAUAAUUGAUUGCAUUCUACUAAUACAAGAGUAGACAAUGCUGCAUUCAUUCCACCGCUCCUUUUAUGGACGCUAUUUGUUCUACAACAGGACCUGCCCACAUGCUGUGCAGGCAUUUGUAUGGGAUUGGUGACCUGAUUCAUUUUAAAGAGUAUAUCUGGAUGUUUGCUUAAGAUAUCAACAAGAGAUUGCUGUCUAAUUUUUCCAGUUUUCAACCAACAAUAAAUUGCUCUGUGUGCUAUA
Molecule: messenger RNA, 976 nt
Organism: Dermacentor albipictus
Lineage: Eukaryota; Metazoa; Arthropoda; Arachnida; Ixodida; Ixodidae
Product: programmed cell death protein 6-like
Molecular function (GO): calcium ion binding
Source: RefSeq, a predicted model, not a curated record